CCGGAGGCCCAGGCAGCCCCCAACCAGGCAGGCAGUCCGCGGCUCUCUCUGCUCAGCGUGGGUGCCAUGGCCCGGCUCCUGGCUGUCAUCCUGGGUUGCGUCAGCCUCGUGUACCUGCAGCUGCCCGGUGCGCUGUCCGGCGGCCCGGUCCAGGGCCCGCGGCCCCUUCGGCCCAGAGAGCCCCCGGCCCGGACCCCUUCCGGGAGUCUGCAGCCCCGACACCCUGCACCCUGGGCAGUGGUCUGGAAACCCCGUCAGGUUCCUCAGCCAAACAGGAAGGCCAGCCAGGCCCCCGCGAUGGGCCAGCGUCUCCGGAACAGCGGCCAGAGACACCCCGGCCCCCGCAGGACCCAAGCCCAGCUCCUGCGGGUGGGCUGUGUGCUGGGUACCUGCCAAGUGCAGAACCUCAGCCACCGGCUUUGGCAGCUCGUGAGGCCGGCGGGCCGCCAGGACUCCGCUCCCAUCGACCCCAGCAGCCCCCACAGCUAUGGCUGAGGUGGGACAGGACCACACCCCUGCCUGUCCCUUCUGGGCAGGGGAGCUGUGCCUGGAUUCCAGAGGUGCAGCUAACCCCACAGCCCCGGCCGGGGCCCCUGGAGCUCCUGCAGACAACAGGGCCUGAGUGGCCAUGGACACAGAGAGUCAUGGGUGUAUGUAGACCCAGGAGGGUCUUCACGUUGGGUCUGCACACCUAAGACCUGUGUACACCAUGGGUAUGCACACUCAGGGAGUCGUCACAGGCAGAGGUGGUGGGCAGCAUCGACCGCCGAGAAGGGCCUCUGAGGGGAGAGGUUUGGCCAACAUCAGGGAGCAAUCACCCGGGUUCCAAACCCAUGGGGUCACCUCUGAGCAAAGGCGGGGGUGUGUGUGACGCUGAGCCCCUUCCCACUGGGACACGCCUGUGCCCGAUCCUUUCCUUCCCAGUGCCCUGUGAUGCUGUGACUCCAGGAUCAGCUGAGUAGGGACAGGUCACAAAGGAGCCUUGGCAGCUCCAAUUGGCAAUCCUGGAACCCAGGCCAGCUGGCCAUGGUUACCCCACCCCAGUUGUGGGCAGCCAGGGAAUAGGGCCAUAGGGGCCAUUCUAGGGCAGAGCAAGGAUGCUCCCUUCUUCCUACCCAGGGCAACUAAGGAACCACCCCCCACCUCCAGGGAGGCAAGCACAGCCAAGCAAGAGCUCCCAGGACCCCCCCCCCCCAAGUACAGGGGCCUCACGGGACCAGGCCUGGGGACAGCGGCAGGCUGGGAAGGCUUGCUUCUCUGUACCACUAAGAGCCCAGGGAGGAGAAAGUAGCCUCAAAAUGACAAGGAGAACAAGAGCCAUAGCUGGUGUGUGCAGGGUCCUGCGUGUCCACCUGGGGCUGGGCCUUCACACGUGUCCUGUCACCCACGCUUCGAUGCAGUCCUGACCGGCAGAGCCCGGAGGUGCGGAAAUGGUAGUUUCUGUCCAUUAGAAACACGCACGGCACUCCAGCCACCAGCAUUUGCCGCUGUCAAUUAGCCACCCCCCCAGAGACAGAGCAGGAGGGCAGACCUGUGCCCACCACCUGGGAGGGUGCCUGGGCCCCGGGCUGGUGCCUUCUUUGGGGGCUCCUGGCACUCAGGGGAUCAGGCUGAAACCUCCGUGCCCGGGGAGGCAGACGAAGAAGCAGCAGCAGGUGGUUGAGGGAGGCCGCCUGGAGGAAGGGUGCAUGAGCCACCAAGGCCCUCACGCACAGGAGCUGUGUCUGCAGCCCUGGCUAUGAGACUGGGGGAGGGGCCAGCGGCCUGGGCCUGAAUCAGGGGUGAUGCCCACGUGGCGGUGAGGACCGAGCAGGGAAAGAGAACGAGGCAGAGGAGGGGCCUGGGGCAAGCCGGUGAGAGGAGUUCAGUUUUCACAACUCAGCUCCUGGGGCAGGGGCAAGGUCCAUCCCCGCGCCCGCCUGGCCUGGGUGUUGUUUCCUCUGCCAGGGAUACCUGCUGCCGUCCCCACAGCCCUCUUCUCGAGUGGGCCCUGCGCCCUGGGGGACUGAAGCACAGACUUUGCCCCCUGCACCAGUCCCCCCCACACCUGCCCCGUGGCCCCCGCCUUGUGGCUCUUCUGUUGCCCUCCAACAUCUGGGCAGUGUCAGGAGGUUUCCUGCCACCACCCACAGCCAGCAGCGGUGUGAAGUCACCUGAUGCCCCCACAGCCCUGCUGAGCUCCCCGCAUCCCAGCCCCACGAGGCCCGCCAAAGCCUCCGGGGGCCUGAACUCCCUCUGCGUGGACAGUCACAGGCAGCUCACGGCAUUGGCCGCACCGGUGUCUGUCCCUGACCAAACAGACUGCCCGAGCCCAGUCUCCUCCGGACUUGACCUUGGCCCCGCCUUGCCUAGCACUGGGUUAGCAAGAAUCCGGUCAGCUCACCGGCCUCCCCCACCCUCCAUAUCUGAUGGAAUUCCUCAUCUCCCACCCCUGACUUCUGAGAGCUGCUGCCUGCAGCCCUCAACCUGCUUCGUCACACCUGCAAGGAUCCUCCACUCUGCUCUCCGGCAGUGGCUCCCCAGCCCCCUUGGUGGUUUGGGGCUUGGGCCCUAUCCCUCUGUCCUAGUGUGCCAUCUUGAAUAAAGAUUUC
Lepus europaeus (European hare) is the source of this 2591-nucleotide messenger RNA. RefSeq names its product adrenomedullin 2 (gene ADM2). Gene Ontology annotation, biological process: positive regulation of heart rate; regulation of systemic arterial blood pressure; adenylate cyclase-activating G protein-coupled receptor signaling pathway. Bases 67 to 495 code for a protein of 142 amino acids. The record is from RefSeq and is a predicted model, not a curated record. The transcript has 2 exons. Lineage: Eukaryota; Metazoa; Chordata; Mammalia; Lagomorpha; Leporidae.